Clonostachys solani is the source of this 675-nucleotide messenger RNA. NCBI's taxonomy places the organism in Eukaryota, Fungi, Ascomycota, Sordariomycetes, Hypocreales, Bionectriaceae. The record is from the annotation of a GenBank genome assembly.
AUGGUAUAUUUCCGCAAGGAUUGGCAGCGUCGGGUUCGCACCCACUUCGACCAGGCCGGUAAGAAGAAGUCAAGACGCACUGCUCGUCAGGCCAAGGCUGCCGCCGUCGCCCCCCGCCCUCUCGACAAGCUCCGACCUGUUGUGCGAUGCCCUACCAUUAGGUACAACCGCCGGGUCCGUGCUGGCCGCGGUUUCACCCUCGCCGAGCUCAAGCCCUCAUGGCGAGGCGUCUUCUCUCUGUUCUGCGUGUCAUGGACACUCUCUGACCCGCUGUUCUUACAGGAGGCUGGUAUCCCCAAGCGAUUCGCCCCCACCGUCGGCAUCUCCGUCGACUCCCGCCGCCAGAACAUCAGCGAGGAGUCUCUCGCCGUCAACGUCGAGCGCCUCAAGGCCUACAAGGAGCGCCUGAUUGUCUUCCCCCGCAAGUCCAACAACCCCAAGAAGGGCGACACCAAGGCCAACCCCCGCGAGCUCGAGAAGGUCACCCUGAUCUCCUCUGCUCUGCCCCUCCCCACCGCCGCUGGCUUCUCUGAGAUCAAGAAGAGCGACCUCCCCGCCCCCGUCGAGGGUGGUGCCUACAGGGCCCUCCGCAUGGCCCGCGCCAACAAGCGUGCACAGGGUCCUCGGGAGAAGCGCGAGAGGGAGAAGGCCGAGGCUGAGACUGCCAAGAAAUAA